Messenger RNA from Penicillium brevicompactum, 876 nucleotides. RefSeq lists its product as uncharacterized. NCBI's taxonomy places the organism in Eukaryota, Fungi, Ascomycota, Eurotiomycetes, Eurotiales, Aspergillaceae. The record is from RefSeq and is a predicted model, not a curated record. Bases 1 to 876 code for a protein of 291 amino acids. The transcript is spliced from 2 exons.
AUGACAUCGAAGUGUUGGUUUACUCUUAAACAAAACCAUUACCCUCCACCGAUCUUUCCUCGGCAUGGAAUUGGGAAAGUUAGCGGCGGGCCGAUCUGCCCCGGACAUCUUAUCCCCGAUCUCAAACACCUCGACAACGUCAUAAAUCGACAUGGUCCUCUUGAUAUUCCAUCCGAUAUGCCUAUCUAUCAUACUAAAGCAUGGGAUCUGACAUUUGACUCGAAGAGGGACAAUGGAAUCGACCUUUCUGCCAUAGCUGAUGUCCCGAUAGCCGCCGCCGUGGGAGUUAACAUCAACCUUGAUGCUGGGGUGGCUUUCAAGAAAACGAAGAAUAACUUCUGGGAGUUUGAUUCGCUUGAUACGUUUGUUAUUCAACCGACGAGAGAAUACAUUGAGGACAGUCUUGAAGACACCGAGGUUGCUGCAUACCUCAAGAGUCGAAGUCCCUUUGGAUCAUCCUCUCUGUUCAUGGUCACUGGAGUAAUUAUCGCUCGAGGUGCCAAGAGUAAAAAUACAACAUCCCGAGAAAGGAGUGUUCGUGGGAAUCCAGGAGUUGAUGUCCCCAUACUUGCCGAAGCGGGGAUAAAGCUAGAACUUCAAAGAGAAAGGGGGAUAUCGUCGACCACGAAGAUGACAUCUGACUUUGUGUGGGCCAUCCGCCUUGCGAAGAUUUCCAAGGGGAUUCUUGACAGAACCUGGUCGCAUGUAACGUACUCUAGCGGAGCGACUUUCGGCUUGGAUGAUGAUGGCAGCAAAGAGGAGGCCCAUCAAAUCGUAAAUAAUCUCAAGGUCGAAGGGUUUGAAGGGUUCGAAGGAUUUGAAGACCCUUACGGGCGGAAGAAUGAUGAUGUAUUCGUUGUUGGAACGGAGGGCUGA